Molecule: messenger RNA, 1239 nt
Organism: Rhinichthys klamathensis goyatoka
Lineage: Eukaryota; Metazoa; Chordata; Actinopteri; Cypriniformes; Leuciscidae
Gene: dohh
Product: deoxyhypusine hydroxylase/monooxygenase
Exons: 5
Coding region: 171-1085 (304 amino acids)
Biological process (GO): peptidyl-hypusine biosynthetic process
Molecular function (GO): deoxyhypusine monooxygenase activity
Source: RefSeq, a predicted model, not a curated record
GAAUACACGAGUGAAACAGUUCUUCUCUUUGCGUGGUCGGCAUGGGGAGGUAGAUGGAGCACCAUAUGAGUGAAAAACAACAUCUAGGCUUGUAGUUCUAUACAUGUGCUGCUUUCUUGAGUACUCCGUUUAACCUGGUCAUAAGGACAUCAACCAGACACUGAAAACUCAUGGCAAAUAAGGAUAUAGCUGCGGUGGGAAGCAUUCUCGUCAACCCGAAGCAGGACUUGACAACUCGCUUUAGAGCACUUUUUACUCUGCGCAACCUUGGUGGACCAGAGGCCAUUAGAUGGAUCAGUGAAGCUUUUGUGGAUGAAUCUGCACUUCUGAAGCAUGAGCUGGCAUACUGCCUCGGACAAAUGCAAGACGAGCGGGCCAUUCCUGUCCUAGAGACGGUCCUGAAAGACACUAAUCAAGAGCCAAUGGUCAGACAUGAAGCAGGAGAAGCUUUGGGAGCCAUAGGAAAUCCCAAAGUCUUAGAUUUAUUGAAGGAAUAUGCAGAAGAUCCAGUUAUUGAGGUGGCAGAAACAUGUCAGCUGGCACUACAGAGGCUGGAGUGGCUCAUGAAUGGUGGGGAUAAGACAGCAAAGAGGACAGAUGAGAACCCCUACUCCUCCGUGGACCCCGCUCCCCCAGCCCCAAGAAAAAGUGUCCCGGAUCUGAGGGCGCAGCUCUUAGACGAAAGCCUGUCACUGUUCGAUCGCUACAGAGCUAUGUUUGCCCUGAGGAAUCUUGGGACUGAAGAGGCUGUUCUGGCUCUUGGAGAUGGUCUUCAGUGCAGCAGUGCCUUGUUCCGCCAUGAGAUCGGUUAUGUGUUGGGUCAGAUCCAACACGAGGCCAGCAUCCCUCAGCUGCGGGCAGCUUUGGAGAAGACGGAUGAGAGCGCCAUGGUCAGACACGAGUGUGCCGAAGCGCUGGGCUCCAUCGGGAAGGAGGCGUGCUUACAGAUCCUAGAGCGCUACAGGAAGGACCAGGAGCGGGUGGUGAAGGAGAGUUGUGAGGUGGCGCUGGACAUGCUGGAGUAUGAGAACAGCUCGCAGUUCCAGUACGCAGAUGGACUGCUCAGACUGCAAAGCGCUCAGUGAAACCUCUCACACAAACGUUAAUGUUUCACAGCCGAUGCAUAUUUCAAACGGAAUGUUUUUCAAAUAUUUAAUAAACACUGGUUUUUCAGAUACAUCUAAAAAAUGACUUCCUUGAAAAUGUAGGAAGACCUUUACAUAAUAAAAGCAUUCAUUU